GUCGCUGCUUUUUAUUUUGUUUUUGCUUUUCGGUCGCUUAGCCAACCGCGUCGCGUACUACAUUCAUGCCACAUUUAUAUUUAGUUAUUCUGUGAACUGCUAGCCAGGAAGUGUUCAUGAAAUAUAUAUAUCUGUAUAUAUCGGUCGAAGAUAAAACAGCAACAACAACAACAACAACGUUAAAUAAAUUAAAAACUCAUAAAAGGGAAAUGGCAUAUCAGCGCCCAUGUACGCAUGCAUACAACGCCCCGAGUGUGUGUGUGUGUAUGUGUGUAGUGCAGUGAAAUACGCUCAACAAUUAAGUGUCGAGGCGCUGUUUGUGUGCAUUACAUUGUGAAAUGUAACAAAGUUGGUGAAAUUCAUAUUUCGUUGUGUGCUGUGCGUUGUUGCACGUGUGAUUGAAGUGCGUAAAGUGUUGACGAUAAAACGUGAAAUACGUGCAAACUAUAAUUAAUUAAUUGACUGCAUGCAGCUAGAGCAGAAAACAAAAAACAACAAAGCAACACGUAUACAAUUAACAAUUGCAACAUUUUAAUUAAGAAAAGUUGCCCUUUACACAAAGAAAGUGUUAAUAAUAAAGCAAUAAUAAUUAAAAGUCGAGACACUCAACAGCCCGACAGCAGCUGGAGCACAGCGGCCAUCACAAUAAUCACAAUAAGCAGCCAACACAAUGGAAUAUAUAAAUAUGGAUAAGCGAUUCAAAAUCUCGAAAACGUUAAUUUUAAAUAUCAUCUUUCUUUUGCUCUUCGUCGCCGCCCUCAGUCCACCGACUGAAGGUUUCGGUUUUGAUUCCGCCAACUCGUGCAGUACACAAGGAACGAAGCUUUCACGUCGCGGACGCGCACAAAUGUUGGCCACCAUACCCUGUGAUCUGACACGUCAAGCCUAUUGCCAUUUACCCGGCUCGGCUUAUCCUUGGCAUGCAGUGCGACGUUUCGUACACGAAAAUCAUGGACUCAUGAAGCGUAUGUAUGGCGAUGUGAAACAUAUUUCGGUGCUGCGCGAUGAGAUACUCAACAACGAGAUCGAUGUGGAUGAUGUCGAAGUGGCCGCCGAACGUUACUCGAAGGAGCCGCAUAGAGCACGCGCCGCCAAGUAUAUGCAGCCGCAGCGUGAGGAGUAUGGUGGUAUUAAGAACAAUGAUGUGCUGAUGGAACCGCAUUUUAGACCGGUCUCCACAACAACAACUACCACAACAGUCGCACCGGAUGAAAUAAAGGAGGAAACUGUCAGUACAACAAGUGAGGUUACGGUGGUGGAAUCGAAAAUGGAACCCGAAGAAAGGCCAGUGAAAAUACCGAACGGUGGGCUAAGACGCAGAGUUAACGCGAAUUCGAGUGGUGGUGGACAUAGACGACGCGUUAAUGUCUAUGUUAACCGUAAUAGACCAACACAUUCGUCGCUGCGCCGACGCACAUCUACAACAACCACGACAGAAGAACCGAAGCCGGUAGAGGAAAGUGCAGAACAGCCCGCAGCUGUAGUGUUACACGAAGAAACCAUACUCGAAAUACCCGAAGACGAUGGUAAUCUCGCUUCGAAUAGUGUAUAUGAGAUACCCACAUUACAGGAUGCGGCAAUGAAUAUGGGCGACAACAUACAGAUCAUCGAAUCGCCACAACUCGGACAAUUACAGAAACCGUUGACGGAAGAAAGAAAUAGUUCAGAGACUGCCACCAUUUCGACCACACUUAAGGUGGUGUCCACGCCCGCAACCAAGAUGCGGCCGGCAGCUGGUGCAAUACCGGCCUCACCGGCACCGGUAGCGCCCACUCUACUGCAACAACAACUUAAACCACAAGCGGAACGUCAACGACCGGGCCAACAGCCAACACAAAAACUCAAACUGCAACAAGUGAAUAAACCGCAGCCAACAAAUGCCGAUGCGAGCGGCGUAAAAGAAAGUUCGAUAUUAAAAUCAAAACCAACCAACGAAAGUGAACGUACACAAAGCGCCACAGCAAUAGCACCCGUGGACAACAACAGCGCAGCAGCAGCAACACAAGCGCUGAAAGCUGCGAAUGACGAUACAGACGUUACAACGGACGCCGAUAAUGGAGCGACGCUGUCGGGCAUUGGUGUUACGAACGCCGAAACGGACGUCACAGCAACCGUGACGGCAACAGCGACAGCGCCGGCAACCGCAACAUUAGCAACCGGCGCACAAUUGAAAUUUGAGCUGAGCAAAAAGAAGAAUCAACAUGUUGACAGUGAGCAUAAAGCCGAACUAUCGGCAGUGACUUCAAUCGAAACAGCAGCGCCGACUACCGUCGCAACGAAGCUCACUUCCACACAAGCCGAAUUGUCUUCGGCUGCGAAGACUACAAGCGCGCCAAGUGCGGCAACAACCGGUGCAGAGACAGCACCGUCAGCUCAACAGACUGAGCUGCUUACCGGUGAGAAAAUUCAGAGACCACAACAAACACCACAAGCUACGCCAUCCCAGACCACGCCAGUCAGUGCUACAGCAGCAGCGUCGACGAAACCAGUGCUACGCGAUGGCCAAUUGUAUCAAGAUGCGCUGAAGCAAGAGGUGAAACCGGCUCCCAAUAUGCGCGGCAUUAAUGCCUGCCCUGUAAAGGAGGAAGUGGUCGCACCCUUCUGGGCCAACAACACACGCGGCGAAGUUUUGGCGCUCCUAAAUCUCUACCCCUUCGAACAGUAUGUGCAUUGGGAGAAAUGCACACAUGAAAAUCGACAGAUGUACUGUCGUGAGGGUUGCCGCUGUGAACAACAAUACCGGCUACAUCGUCUACUAGCCUACGAUCCGCACAACGAAUGUCGCGGUAUUUUCUCUGAUUGGUUUCGUUUUCCCUCGUGCUGCAUUUGUAAGUGCUAUGGCAUACCGUCGGAGUUCCGUGCUACAUCACGUAGUCCACGUUCCGAACGCAUGGAUGACUUUGAGCCUGUAGCACAAGAAACCGAUUUCGAAGACGAUAAUUAUGACGCGGACGUAGAAGAUGCAAUGGAAUCGUUGGAGGGCCAACAGUCGCCACAUCCGAUUGAUGUUGCUGAACGAUUGGUGCGACAAGCGAUCUACGAACAUGCCACAGAGGAUUGGUAUCGACCGAAGGAUGAAUUCGACUUUUAUGAGGGUUAGAAGUAGUGCGCUUUGAAGGCAAGAAAGGCAGAUUGGAGAUUGAAAGGUAUCUUAAUUAGUUUAUGGGGAAUCUUAUUACUGGAGUUUUGUAGAAAAGAUUUCGAGCUCUUAGCAUAAAGUGAGUAGUAGGUGGUUCGAAAGGUUAUCAAAUAAAGGAAAGGAUAUUGAUCUAAACUUUCGAAGACGAAUGUACAUAUACAUAUAUAUAAAUCUUUAUUAUACUUACCAAGGUUGCAAUUAUAAGAGAUUUGAAGAACUGAAAGGAAGAAAACAAACUUAUUAGAAUUAUAAUUGAGGCCAAUAGUUAUACAGAUUUUUUAAAGUUUUUCAGGAAUGGUUAGUCCUUCAUAAUUCAUAAAGAUUAAUAUGACGAGUCAGGUUAGUUUAUGGAGUAACUUAGGCGGACUUACCUAUAUAUCGGUCAUGUAUCGUUCCCGGUUGACCCAUUGGAUGGUGUGAGGUUGGAACUGUGGAUAAUAAAGACCGUUCCCUUAAGAUUGGACACGAUUGUUGGGAAAUUCAGAUAGUUCAAAGAUUUGGAAGAUAAUCCUACCUCAGUUAUGAGAAUCUUUCUGGGAAAUUUGAUCGAAAGUCUUCUUUUAAGAACGAACGAACACAGUAAUAAAACAGUCUCAUAAUAAUUUGGUAGGAAAGGUUGAUGUUCGGAACUCGGAAGCAAUUACUAACUGAUAAGAGUCUUCCACUUGACGAACAGUAGUGUUCUGACCUUCAUAAAUGCAGAUAUUAUCAGAGUUAGUGGAUUCAAAAUCAGGAACGAUGUAGAAAACGUGAUUACAGCUAUCUCGAGAAGAUUUAAGAUUUCAAAUGAUGUUUGACCAAAGGUCCGAAACGUCAAACAGAUCCUGGGUACAACUGAUAUACAAAAUAGCGGUUGUCAUUUAAGGCUUAAAAAUAUACCCAAACGUCAAUAGUCAAGCCUGACCUUAAGCGCCUCAUUUUAGUUAUAGACAUAUUACUCUUUUAACUAUUCUAUUGCUCAGUCUCUAAAACAACAA
Molecule: messenger RNA, 4116 nt
Organism: Zeugodacus cucurbitae (melon fly)
Lineage: Eukaryota; Metazoa; Arthropoda; Insecta; Diptera; Tephritidae
Gene: spz4
Product: protein spaetzle 4
Exons: 4
Coding region: 671-3100 (809 amino acids)
Biological process (GO): regulation of Toll signaling pathway; central nervous system formation; innate immune response
Cellular component (GO): extracellular region
Molecular function (GO): growth factor activity; Toll binding
Source: RefSeq, a predicted model, not a curated record